Colias croceus (clouded yellow) is the source of this 1262-nucleotide messenger RNA. Its product is annotated as elongation of very long chain fatty acids protein 7-like. Lineage: Eukaryota; Metazoa; Arthropoda; Insecta; Lepidoptera; Pieridae. The transcript is spliced from 8 exons. Gene Ontology annotation, biological process: very long-chain fatty acid biosynthetic process; sphingolipid biosynthetic process; fatty acid elongation, monounsaturated fatty acid. The record is from RefSeq and is a predicted model, not a curated record. Gene Ontology annotation, cellular component: endoplasmic reticulum membrane. Gene Ontology annotation, molecular function: fatty acid elongase activity. Bases 92 to 988 code for a protein of 298 amino acids.
GCGUACUUCGUUCGCGGAUGACCGCAGUUGGUUUAUUUUAUCAAAAAGUGGUCAACAUUUUACAUUAAAAAAGUUUUUGAACAAAAAAAAAAUGGCCACUCUCCUGAAAAUGAUAUGGAAAGGAUACGGCUUCGUUUUCGACGAACUAGCAGAUCCACGAACGAAAACCUGGUUCUUAGUUGCGAAGCCUUACCAGGGAUUGUGUAUACUUGGACUAUAUUUACUUUUUGUCUUGAAAAUCGGACCAAACUGGAUGAAGAAUAGACCACCAUACAAUGUUGAUAAAUUGAUGAUCUUACAUAAUUUAGUACAAGUGUUGGCUUGUGGUUACGUUUUUAUAGAGACGAUCGUAUAUGCAUGGGGUUGGAACUACAGGUGGUUCUGUGAGCCGAUAGACUUCUCUGACAAUCCAAAUGCUUUGAACGUAGCUGGCUUCGUGUAUCACUAUUAUAUGUUGAAGUAUUUGGAUCUGAUUGAUACGAUAUUCUUCGUGUUGAGGAAAAAGGAAAAUCAAAUAUCAUUCCUUCAUGUGUACCAUCACACCGGCAUGGUAGCUUUGAUUUGGGGAGCUACUACUUAUUUACCAGGUGGCCACGGUACACUCAUUGGUAUGAUCAACUCUUUCGUCCACGUCGUGAUGUACAGCUACUAUUUACUGACCGUCGCCAUGCCGAGCGUCAAGAACUCCUUGUGGUGGAAGAAACAUAUCACACAGUUACAAAUUAUACAACUGGCCUGGUGCUGUCUUCACAUGGCUGCGUUAGUCUUCAAGCCAGAUUGUGGCUACCCCCGAUGGGUGGUAUUUGUAUUUCUUCCCAACGACCUCUUCAUGUUGACAUUAUUCGUCGAUUUUUAUAUAAAAACAUACAUUAAAAAGCCAAAAGCAAAAGUUGAACAAGUCCAAAUUCAAAACGGUGAGAACAAAAAGCAAUUGUUUGAAGACACGAUAGUGCGGCAACGGUAUGAACAAACUCAAACAAAUUUAUGAUUUUAAAAUACUUUAUUCUAUUAUUUUUAUUGUUUAAUGUAGUCAUUGAGUAGAUAUUAUUACUACGUAUAGAGAGGACGCCACGAACAAAAUCUGUGCGACAAGCGCGGCCGCGGCAGUAAAAAAAAUUGACACUAACUCGUGUUACAAAUAGUGUAGUAGCGAUGUCGUCACUAGUACGUAGUACAUAAUAUUAACUCAAUGAAUGUAGUGCAUUAAUUAUAUUGAAAUUUGUAAUUUAUUUUCACUAAAUUUAAUUAUAGAGCAAAAUCAA